AUGGCUCGCUCAUAUUGGCUUUGCGUGCUGGCUGGGGUCUGCUCAAUCCUUCCUCUCAGUCAAGCUCAGGAUUGUUGGCGAAAUACGACUUGCUCUGGACCCACAGAAGUUGCAUUCGAGGGAACUUGGAAUGACAAUAUCUACGCACCAUCUUCACGAACAGUUCAACCAGUCUCAACCCUCUCGGACUUGAAGACCGAUGCCACGACAAAUGAGAAGAAACCUACUGGAGCAACAUUCCAUGGCAAUGGAUCCCUCGUGGUCUUUGACUUUGGUCUAGAAGUGGGCGGCAUUCUUCAUUUCGAUUAUACCUCCACUGGGAGCGGUGCGUUGGGGAUAGCCUUCUCGGAAGCAAAGAACUGGAUCGGCGAAUGGUCUGACAGUUCCAACGCUGAUUACCACGAUGGAGCUCUAUACGCGAAUUUCACGUCCGCUGGCACGUACUCCUAUAGUAUGCCUGAUCCAAGGCUUCGUGGUGGAUUCCGAUACUUGACUCUUUUCUUGAUCACCAGUGACUCAGCAAGUGUGACGGUGGAAGACAUCAGUGUUGAAUUGGCAUUCCAGCCAACAUGGGAAAACCUGCGGGCAUAUCAAGGAUAUUUUCACUCCAGUGAUGAGCUUCUCAACCGCAUCUGGUAUACCGGGGCCUAUACUCUUCAGACAAACCAGGUCCCAGUAGAUACUGGACGAAUCACCUCUGGUGUCACAACUGGAUGGCUCAAUAAUGGAACUUUGGGACCUGGCAAUACGAUCAUUGUGGAUGGCGCGAAACGAGACCGUGCUGUCUGGCCAGGAGAUAUGGGUAUUGCGGUUCCGUCCACGUUAGACAAAACAACUGGUGCUUUUGACGAAUCGGGCCCUCCACUCAGCCAGACUGGAUCGGAUACCUACCACAUGUGGACAAUGAUUGGCACAUAUAACUACGUUCUAUACACCAACGAUACAGACUUUCUGACAGAGAACUGGGAUGGCUACACCCUUGCCAUGACAUACAUCUACGACAAGGUGACCUAUCCUAGUGGACUGUUGAAUGUCACAGGAAUCCGUGAUUGGGCUCGCUGGCAGCAAGGAUAUAAUAACUCUGAGGCUCAGAUGAUUCUAUACCACACAUUGAACACCGGCGCUGAUCUCGCUUCGUGGGUUGGAGACACGACUGGUCUUUCCACCACAUAUGAUGCACGAGCAGCGAAACUUAAGACAGCGAUCAACACUUACUGCUGGGAUGAUUCAUACGGUGCCUUCAAGGAUAAUGCGACCGAUACCACACUCCACCCACAAGACGCUAACAGCAUGGCUGUCAUGUUUGGUGUCGUGGACUCGGAGAGAGCACAGAGUAUUUCUGACAAAUUGACUCUAAACUGGACACCCAUUGGGCCCGACUCGCCAGAACUUCCAGACAACGUUGUUACCUUUAUCACAUCCUUCGAAAUCCAAAGCCAUUUCCUGGUGAAGAGACCCGAACGUGCCUUGGAUCUGAUUCGUCGCACCUGGGGCUGGUACAUCAACAACGAGAAUGGCACAGAGAGCACUGUCAUUGAAGGAUAUCUCAUCAAUGGAACUUUCGGGUACCGAUCAAGUCGUGGAUAUGGAUAUGACCCGUCUUAUGUCUCUCACUCCCAUGGCUGGGCAUCUGGUCCCACAUCCUCCCUGACAAACUAUAUUGUUGGACUUUCCAUCACAUCUCAACUGGGUUCGAAGUGGGAUCUUUCUCCCCAGUUCGGUGAUCUCACAUUCGCAGAGGCGGGCUUUGUGACUGAUCUCGGUAAGUUCUCGGCAUCUUGGACAAAGUUGAAAAAUGAAUACGUAGUGGAAUUCUCGGUCCCUAAGGGAACCACUGGGGAUAUCACACUACCAUAUAUCACAUCAUCGAAGAAGCCAUCCAUUAAGGUCGAUGGGGCUUCAGUCAAGGGAGCGGUGAGUUAUGCCAAUGAUGUUGCAUCAUUCAGUUUGACUGGGGGAGGUUCUCAUAAGAUUGUUGUGCAAUGA
Messenger RNA from Penicillium malachiteum, 1986 nucleotides. RefSeq names its product putative alpha-L-rhamnosidase B. Gene Ontology annotation, biological process: carbohydrate metabolic process. NCBI's taxonomy places the organism in Eukaryota, Fungi, Ascomycota, Eurotiomycetes, Eurotiales, Aspergillaceae. The record is from RefSeq and is a predicted model, not a curated record. The transcript is spliced from 3 exons. Bases 1 to 1986 code for a protein of 661 amino acids.